GGAGCACGGAGGCAAUAGUUAAGAAUGGGUUACCGCGGGAAGCAGAAGAAGAUGGCCUUAGAAGACUACGUCGAUUUCUUUCUGUCUCAUAAGCAAUUCCGUCUCACGAUCCAAUCCCUCAACCAGGUUCUUCCUGUCUCCUUCAUCUUUAUUUUCCUACCUUCCUUCUUUUUGAAUUUCCACGUUACUCAUUCAAUCUCAUCGCUCCAAAUCCAAGCAAAAGAACUUGUAAGAACGGUGCUACACAUGGUUUUUAUUUCGCAGAUCAUCGGCAUGCACGGUAUGAAGAAAAUCUUCAAUGCUCCUAAGAAAUUGAUAACCGACGCAGUGAACACACUGGAUCUCAUGGAUCCCUCGCGCUGCACACUGAACAACAACGUUUCGUCGUUGGCGUUCGUGGCUCUGGAGGACGUAAUCGCCGACCUGAACGACCUCGACUGGCAAGAGUGCUGCGUCACCUCGAUCCAAACCCUGAACUCAUGUAAACACAGCGUCCCGGAUCCCGGCACAAAGCAGAUACCGAUAAAGGAUUCGGAUCGGGGAGGCGUGGGUGAGGGGGGCGAUGGAGCUUCGUCGUCGUGUGUUGUUGGGUCGGAGCCAGGCAAGCAGCGAGGGAAGUCGAAGAGGAAGAGAUCGAAGGUACCGGAUAAGAACUGCUAGAGUUGGCGUUUCACUCCGAACUUCGGGUCGGUUGGAAUAUUCGGUUGGAUUAGCCUCAAUUAUAUUUUCGUAUAGUUUUUACAUUACUUUAUAGUCUUUUCCAACUUUUUGACACGUCGAUAAUUUCCUAAGCAUGAAAUUACGUGUGCUUUUAUAACGA
Molecule: messenger RNA, 820 nt
Organism: Carya illinoinensis
Lineage: Eukaryota; Viridiplantae; Streptophyta; Magnoliopsida; Fagales; Juglandaceae
Exons: 2
Coding region: 25-660 (211 amino acids)
Source: RefSeq, a predicted model, not a curated record